GGACGCCCGCCGCCUUAGCGGCCGGCACCUGCAGCCGUCGGAUGGGUCCGCUGCCUCUGAGCCCGCCCGCAAUGCUGCCUCUGCUGCUGCUCCUGCUGCUGCUGGGACCCGGACACGCCGCUUCCCAGAGGUCACACGUGCACCGGCGUGGGCUUCUAGAACUGGCAGGGACCAUGAACUGUGUUGGCAGCCGCAGCCCCCUGUCCUACAUAAGCUAUGGAUGCUACUGUGGUCUGGGAGGCCAUGGCCAGCCCCGCGACGCCAUCGACUGGUGCUGUCAGCAGCAUGACUGCUGCUACGAGAAGGCGGAGCAGGCUGGCUGCAGACCCAAGACCGAGCGCUACUUCUGGCAGUGUGUCAAUCAGAGCAUCGUGUGCGGACCCACGGAGAACAAAUGCCAGGAGCUCUUAUGCAAGUGUGACAAGGAGAUUGCUUACUGCCUAGCCCAGACUCACUACAACUUAAAGUACUUAUUCUACCCCCGGCUCUUAUGUGAGAAGGACUCGCCCCAGUGUGACUGACUAGCCUAACUUGGAAUGUUCUUUCACAUAAGGAAAUAAAAACUUUUUUCACUCAUCAA
This is a messenger RNA of Neogale vison (American mink), 580 nucleotides long. RefSeq names its product group 10 secretory phospholipase A2-like. The coding region runs from base 42 to 521 and encodes 159 amino acids. Gene Ontology annotation, molecular function: phospholipid binding; calcium ion binding. The transcript has 4 exons. Lineage: Eukaryota; Metazoa; Chordata; Mammalia; Carnivora; Mustelidae. Gene Ontology annotation, biological process: phospholipid metabolic process; arachidonate secretion; lipid catabolic process. The record is from RefSeq and is a predicted model, not a curated record.